AUAGAGGUUGAUGCCAAGUACAUUAAAGGCAUGCUAGCUGCACCAGACCUCCAGCCGAAUGCAGUUAUCAACCGGUGGAUUGCUGAAAUACUUACGUAUCCGCAUAAGUUAAUACAUGUCCCCGCAACGAAGCAUAAAGGACCUGAUGCCUUGUCACGAAGA
Messenger RNA from Dichomitus squalens LYAD-421 SS1, 162 nucleotides. RefSeq lists its product as uncharacterized. NCBI's taxonomy places the organism in Eukaryota, Fungi, Basidiomycota, Agaricomycetes, Polyporales, Polyporaceae. The record is from RefSeq and is a predicted model, not a curated record. The transcript has a single exon. The annotation marks the transcript as partial.